Chelonia mydas (Green sea turtle) is the source of this 2678-nucleotide messenger RNA. RefSeq names its product porcupine O-acyltransferase (gene PORCN). The record is from RefSeq and is a predicted model, not a curated record. NCBI's taxonomy places the organism in Eukaryota, Metazoa, Chordata, Testudines, Cheloniidae. The transcript is spliced from 14 exons. Gene Ontology annotation, cellular component: endoplasmic reticulum; membrane. The coding region runs from base 264 to 1634 and encodes 456 amino acids. Gene Ontology annotation, molecular function: Wnt-protein binding; palmitoleoyltransferase activity. Gene Ontology annotation, biological process: Wnt protein secretion; canonical Wnt signaling pathway; lipid modification.
UCCUCUCCUCCCAGCGCUGCAGCUAGAGGGCAUCCAUUGGCUGUCCUGAUCGCCCGCCCCAUCCCAUCCCAUCCGGCUCCCGAUUGGCCGAGCCGAGCCGUCUCCCCUUCCCGUAGGAGGCUGCGCCGAUCCACACCGCCCCCAAAUUUAAAGGGGAUUAGCACCCCCUCCUCCCCUCCCCCCACGGGAGAGCCGGACCGCGGGACGGGCCGCGCAGGGACAGACAGACCUGGAGGGAGAGACUCGCUGCAAAGGCCCCGGCAAUGGCCACGUUCACCCACCGGGAGUUCUACCAGCAGCUGCUGCAGGGCUGCAUGAUCCCCACUGCCCAGCAGGGGCUGGAGCAGAUCUGGCUGUUGCUGCUUAUCUGCCUGGCAUGCCGGCUGCUCUGGAGGCUGCCUCUGCCCGGCUAUGCCAAGCACCUCAGCACGGUGGUGGGGGGGUUCUACGCCCUCCACCACUUCUUCCAGCUGCAGAUGGUCUGGGUGGUGCUGCUCAGCCUGCUUUGCUAUCUGGUGCUCUUCCUGUGCCGGCACUCGGCCCACCGUGGGGUCUUCCUCUCCAUCACCAUCCUCAUCUACCUCCUCAUGGGGGAGAUGCACAUGGUGGAUACCGUGACCUGGCAUAAAAUGAGAGGGGCCCAGAUGAUUGUGGCGAUGAAGGCCGUGUCCCUGGGCUUCGACCUGGACCGAGGGGAGCUCUUGGCCGUCCCCUCCCCCGUGGAGUUCAUGGGCUACAUCUACUUUGUGGGCACGGCCAUCUUCGGGCCCUGGAGCCGCUUCCACAGCUAUCUCCAGGCAGUGGAGAGCCGGGCCCUGAGCCUCCCCUGGCUGCGGAAGGUGUCCCGGAGCCUCCUCCUCUCCGUCAUCUGCCUCCUCGUCUCCACCUGCGUCGCCCCCUACCUGUUCUCCUACUUCAUCCCGCUCUACGGCUACCGGCAGCUCAGGAAGAAGAAGCGGAAGGCCAGGUGGCUCCGGGCCUACGAGAGCGCCAUCUCCUUCCACUUCAGCAGCUACUUUGUGGGAUUCCUCUCCGAGGCCACUGCCACAUUGGCUGGGGCAGGAUUCACUGAGGAGAAGGACAACCUCAAAUGGGACCUGACGGUGUCCCGACCCUUGAAUGUGGAGCUGCCCCGGUCGAUGGUGGAAGUCGUCACCAGCUGGAACCUGCCCAUGUCCAGUUGGCUCAACUCCUAUGUCUUUAAGAACAGCCUGCAACUAGGGACUUUCUCCGCUGUCAUUGUCACGUACGCCGCCAGCGCCCUCCUUCAUGGACUCAGCUUCCACCUGGCUGCCGUGCUGCUGUCUCUGGGAUUCAUCACCUACGUGGAGCAUGUCCUCCGGAAGCGCCUCUCUGUCAUCUUUGAUGCCUGCCUCCUCUCCAAGCGCUGCCCGCCUGGCUGUCCCCACCGCCAUAACACGAAUCUCUGGGUUCGGCUGCUGAACCUACUCUUCGGCGCGCUGGCUGUCUUCCACCUGGCCUACUUGGGCUCGCUCUUUGACAUCGACGCUGACGACACCGUAGAGGAGCAGGGCUACGGCAUGUCCUACACCAUCUAUAAGUGGUCGGAGCUGAGCUGGGCCAGCCACUGGGUCACCUUCGGCUGCUGGGUCUUCUACCGCCUCAUCGGCUGAGCUGGACUGGGACACAGAGACACCGGGAGGUGUGGGGGUGUCCUGGUGUGAUCCGGCUGUACCUCCCCCAGCCCCUACUGAGACCAUCGGACACAACCUCAAGAGCUGGCAGCUUCAGCUGGGGCAUCUGGCACCAGGGCAUGGGCAGGAGGGGAUGGGCAUCAGGGACUGGGUGGGGGGCUAGCAGCUCCAUGGGGAAUCACAGUCCCUGUCCCCUGACCACUGGCCAGCCAUUAACCCCUCCCUGCCUUGAAGUGAACUGGACAGCCAAGAACUCUGAGGGAUCUGGAUCCCAUCACUGCCACCAUCUUAUAGGUGCAGAGAGAGGGAACAGACACCAUAGAGAGUGACCUCUAUCUGUGCAUUUCCCCCACGGAAAUAAUAUGACCUGGUCCUCUCUAGGAACUGGAGGACUGAGAUCUCUAUAGUUGAUUCAGUCCCCACGGCUCCUCCUGUGUUAUAUUAGUGGAGAGAACAGACACCGUAGAGAGUGACCUCUAUUAGUGCAUCCCCCCCACCUAUGUAACAUGUCCUGGUCCUCUCUAGGAACUGGGGAGGACCGAGAUUUCUAUGGUCAGUUUGGAUCCCACCGCUCCCACCAUGUUGUAGGAGCGGAGUGAGAGAACAAACACCAUGGAAAAUGACCUCUAUCACUGCAUCUGUUGCCCUGUCUGCCACACACACUCCGUUCACCGUGCCCUGGUCCUCUCGAGGAAUCGGAGGACUGAGAUCUCUAUGGUUGAUUCCGAUCCCACCCUGUUGUAGGGGCAGAGAGAAAAGACACACCCCGGCCCCCGCCCAGAACUGCUCCCCAUGCAACGUCCCCUCUAGGACCUGCAAGACCAAGAACUCUGUGAGUUUAUAUGGCCCAAGUUACAGCUGCUACCCCCAUCCCUCCCCACACCGACCCCCAAACCUGCCAAGGGUCGGGGGACAGGAAAGUACUGUACUUAGUUUAGAAAAAGGGAUUUUUUUAAAAGAAAACCCCCAAGUAUUGGAUUUGUUACCUGUAAAAUAAAUAAUAAAAACAGUGUAGACACAGAA